Messenger RNA from Globicephala melas (long-finned pilot whale), 3422 nucleotides. RefSeq names its product dehydrogenase/reductase 7B (gene DHRS7B). Gene Ontology annotation, cellular component: membrane. NCBI's taxonomy places the organism in Eukaryota, Metazoa, Chordata, Mammalia, Artiodactyla, Delphinidae. The record is from RefSeq and is a predicted model, not a curated record. Gene Ontology annotation, molecular function: oxidoreductase activity.
ACGUCACCGGAGAGGCGGGAGGAUGGGGUUGAUUCGCCAUGGCCUCCGCAGCGACCAGAAAGAGUCUGCUGAGGGCGAGGAUCAUGGACUUCAUCACCUCCACGGCCACCGUGCCCCUGCUGUUGGGCUGCGUGGGCGUCUUCAGCCUCUGCAAGCUGCUGCAGUGGCUGCGCACGAGAGCCGACGUCCGGAACGCCGUGGUGGUCAUUACCGGCGCCACGUCGGGCCUGGGCCGAGAAUGUGCCAGAGUUUUCCACGCUGCCGGUGCCAAGCUGGUGCUCUGCGGCCGGAACGCUGAGGCCCUGGAGGAGCUCACGCGAGAACUUGCUGCUUCCCGGGCUACCGAGGUGCAGACUCACAAGCCUUCCAUGGUGACCUUUGACCUCACGGACCCUGGGGCCAUAGUGGGGGCCGCUGCAGAGAUCCUGCAGUGCUUUGGCUAUGUGGAUGUGCUCAUCAACAACGCCGGGAUCAGCUACCGCGGCACCAUUGUGGACACCAGCCUGGACGUGGACAAGAGAGUCAUGGAGACAAACUACUUUGGUCCGGUUGCUCUGACGAAAGCGCUCCUGCCCUCUAUGAUCAGAAGGCGCCAGGGCCACGUUGUCGCCAUCAGCAGUAUCCAGGGCAAAAUCAGCGUUCCCUUCCGAUCUGCGUACGCGGCCUCCAAACACGCGACCCAGGCCUUCUUCGACUGUCUGCGGGCCGAGGUGGAGCAGCAUGACAUCGAGGUGACCGUCGUCAGCCCCGGAUACAUCCACACCAACCUCUCCCUCAACGCCGUCACGGCCGACGGGUCCAAUGAUGGACAAGACCACGGCCCAGGGCCGAAGCCCCUCGCAGGUGGCCCGAGACGUGCUGGCUGCCGUGGGGAAGAAAAAGAAGGAUGUGGUCCUGGCCGAUGUGGCGCCUUCCCUGGCUGUUUACCUGCGCACUCUGGCUCCCAGGCUCUUCUUCAGCCUCAUGGCCUCCCGGGCCAGGAAGGAGCAGAAACCCAAGCAUUGCUAGUGCCUGUCCGGGCAGGUGGCGCGGCAGCACCGCUGCUCCACAGGGACAGGUGUGAAGUGACCAGCAAGAGAGCAUAGUAAAAAGGGUUCACGUUGAAAAAACAGAGCGCAUCGAUAAUGGAAAGAGGUCUUUAAAGUGAAAAAGUCAAGUACAGACCAGUGUUUGUCGCCUGUGAUCUUCAGCGCCUUUCUGAGAAAGUGUACGUUUGCUUUUAGAUGCACAGAUGUCUCUGGGCUGAUAUACAAAGACCCAAGAGUUACGACUGUCUCUGAGGAGGGGAAUGGAGGGGCUCCAGAAAGAAAAGGGGCCCCUUCUUACCAAAUGACUUUAGAACUCUUCGAAUUUGGCAGGUUCCAUGGAGCUUACAGUACGGAACUGGCCUGCACAGAAGAGCACAGCCUGCCGGGCCACAGGGGCUGCUGCAGGCGCUGCUGCGGGUCAGCGUCACGGGCUCCCCCUGGGGGCUUGUGAACCUGCCUCCAGCUGGGGUCAGUCUCCUCCUCUCCUCGUCAGAAUCGGUUCCAGCAGCACCCAGGAGACAGUCCUCAAAGGAAUCCUGGGGAACGUGGCAGCCACCACGAAGAGCCCACAGAACAAACCUCAUUUUGCCAGCACAGAAUCCGGCCCAGGGGAUCCCACGCCAUCUCGAAGCCAGUCUUGAAGGAACCUGGGAUUACAGGAGCCUCAGACAUGGGACCCACAAAGUCGGGAGACAGCUCCAAAAGUCAGGGGUGCACAAGAAUGUUCAAAGCAGCACUCCUGGUGAGAGCAGAAGACUCGAGAGCAGAGAGAAAGAGAGCGUGACUCAGCCAAGGGAGGGAAAGCCGUGGAGGCACAGCCGCCCAGUCCCUCCCGACCCUGAGGGGGAAGUGGGUGCACCACACCCGUGAACGCCUCCCUCCCUCUCUCUCUCUCUCUCUCACACACACACACUCACACUCUCACACACACACACACACGGCUCAGGAGCAUGCAGAACCAAGCACGUGCUGUCACAGAGACGAUGGAGGACUCAGGAGGAAGGUGGCUGCUGCCUGCGCUCGGGAGGGAAGUGUGGGCCAGGGAGAUGCUAGCACUUGGUUUAUUAAUUGUUUUCUAAAUUAUGGUAAAAUACACAUAACACAAAAUUUACUAUCUGUAAAUUUUGUGUUAUGUGUCCAGUUCAGUAAGGUUAAGUACACUUAGACACUGUUGGGCAACCAAUCUCCAGAACUUUUUCGUCUUACAAACUAAAACUCUGUCCCCAUUAAACCACAACUCCCACCCACCCCCCCCCCUUCUACAUUCUGUCUCUAUGAAUUUGACUGCUCAGGGAGGGACCUCAUGUAAGUGGAGUCACACAGUAUCUUUUUUUUGUGGCUGGCUUCUUUCACUUAGCAUAAUGUCCUCAGGGUUCAUCCACGUUGUAGCAAGUGUCAAUUUCCUUCCUUUUUAACGCUGAGUAAUAUUCCCUGUGUGUAUAGACCACAUUUCGUUAUCCAUCCAUCGGUCGGUAGGUUGCUUCCACCUUCUAGCUAUUGUGAACGAUGCUGCUGUGAACACGGGUGUAAAAAUAUCUGUUUUAGUCCCUGCUUUUAAUUAUUUUGGAUACAUACCUAGAAGUGGGAUUGCUGGAUCAUGUGGUAGUUCUAUUUUUAAUUUUUUGAGGAACCUCCACACUUUCCCACAGUGGCUGUACUAAUGUACAUUCCCACCAACACUGCACAAGGGUUCCCUUUUCUCCAUAUCCUGGCCAACACUUUUGUUUUUUCCAUAGUAGCUAUCCUAGUGGUAUGAGGUGGCAUCUCAGGGUAGUUUUGACUUGUGCUUCCUAAAUGACAGCUUAAUUGUGAUAGAUUCACCCAUUUAAACUGCACAAGUCACUGGCUCGACACUUUUCACUGAGUUGUGCAACCAACACCACGAUCCAUUUUAGAACAUCUUCCUCACCUCAAAAAGUAACCCGUCACUCCCCAUUCUCCCCUGACCUCCGUCCAUGGCGAUCACCAACCUACUUCCUGACUGCGGAUCUGCCUCUUCUGGGCGUUCUGCAGGAACGCAUCACGUGGCACGUGGGCUUUGGAGCUGAUUCCUUCAUUUAGCCUCGUGUUCCCAAGGUCGUACAUAUGGUAGCAAGUUUAUAACUUUUCAUAUGGUAAAGACAUACUUUUGAUGGAUUUAACAUAUAAUUUUUAAAAUUCCAAGACAAAGUAUCUGGUGGGAAGCAUCAAAGAUGCUCUGCAUAAAAAAAGGCCAAUAAUGGUUUCUCUGGAUGGUGGCCCAACAGGUAACUUUUAAAUUUUAGUUUUCUGUAUUUUUCAAAAGGAAAAAAAAAACAUGUUUCUUUUGUAAUGGGAAAAUUAAUUAUAAUUUUUUCAUAAAAAGAAAAAUCCUGUCCAAUAGCUCUGUAUCCCUUGGGGUGGAAGAGACCAGAC